This is a messenger RNA of Eptesicus fuscus (big brown bat), 1212 nucleotides long. RefSeq names its product THO complex subunit 6 (gene THOC6). Gene Ontology annotation, biological process: mRNA export from nucleus. Gene Ontology annotation, molecular function: protein binding. Bases 81 to 1067 code for a protein of 328 amino acids. The record is from RefSeq and is a predicted model, not a curated record. Lineage: Eukaryota; Metazoa; Chordata; Mammalia; Chiroptera; Vespertilionidae. The transcript has 13 exons. Gene Ontology annotation, cellular component: THO complex; transcription export complex.
UCCUGGGGCUCUGGUGGUACGCGGCGACCGCCUUCCGGCCGAGCCUGCCGGCGGUAUUGGACCAGUGGGACGCCGGGAAGAUGGAAGUGUUUCAGGCCCUGCAGCGAUUGCACAUGACCAUUUUCUCCCAGAGUUUUUCACCCUGCGGGAAGUUCCUGGCGGCUGGUAACAAUUAUGGGCAGAUAGCCGUCUUCAGCUUGUCUGCCGCUUUGAGCUCCGAGGCCAAAGAGGAAAGUAAGAAGCCCAUAGUGACCUUCCAAGCCCAUGAUGGGCCCGUCUACAGCAUGGUCUCCACCGACCGACAUCUGUUCAGCGCUGGGGACGGGGAGGUGAAGGCCUGGCUUUGGGCAGAGAUCCUCAAGAAGGGCUGUAAGGAGCUAUGGUGUCGUCAGCCCCCCUACAGGACCAGCCUGGAAGUGCCUGAGAUCAAUGCUUUGCUUCUCGUCCCCAAGGAGAAUUCCCUCAUCCUGGCAGGGGGAGACUGCCAGCUGCACACGAUGGACCUAGAGACGGGGACCUUCACGCGGGCGCUCCGGGGCCACACAGACUACAUCCAUUGCCUGGCCCUGAGGGAGCGGAACCCUGAGGUGCUGUCUGGUGGCGAGGAUGGAACUGUGCGGCUUUGGGAUCUUCGCAUGGCCAAGGAGGUCCAGACAAUUGAGGUCUACAAGCAUGAGGAGUGCUCCAGGCCCCACAAUGGGCGCUGGAUCGGAUGUUUGGCAACUGACUCAGACUGGAUGGUUUGUGGAGGAGGCCCCGCACUCACCCUCUGGCACCUCCGAUCCUCCACACCCACCACCAUCUUCCCCAUGUGGGCACCACAGAAGCAUGUCACCUUCUACCAGGACCUGAUUCUGUCAGCUGGCCAGGGCCCCUGCGUCAACCAGUGGCAACUGAGUGGGGAACUGAAGGCCCAGGUGCCUGGUUCCUCCCCAGGGCUGCUCAGCCUCAGUCUCAACCAGCAGCCAGCAGCACCUGAGUGCAAGGUGCUGACAGCUGCAGGCAACAGCUGCCGGGUGGAUGUUUUCACCAAUCUGGGCUAUCGGGCCUUCUCCCUGUCCUUCUGACCUCCGGCAGCUGGUAGGGCCCGGAGCAGGAGGACCUGGAAGAGGCCCUAAGCCCACCCUCUCGGACAGGGAGAGGGCCCUGGGGCCUCAGCGAGCAGAGGUCUGAACUGUUGUUUUUUUUACAAAAUAAAAUUUCAGGCUUUUC